Molecule: messenger RNA, 3298 nt
Organism: Phyllotreta striolata
Lineage: Eukaryota; Metazoa; Arthropoda; Insecta; Coleoptera; Chrysomelidae
Source: the annotation of a GenBank genome assembly
GUGCGACGUGUCGAUUGUUUCCGAUGCAACAUUUACAUUCCGCCUAGCGAAAUUCACCAGCGAAAUAUAUAAAUAUAUACCCGUCGGUUCUUUUCAGAAUUACCAGGAUUCCCAACACCUCGGACGAAACAAUUACAGCGCAACUAACGAAGACAAUUAAGCGGCUCCGAACCGCUCGUGAAUCAUUUAGUGGCCGCGACGCCGGGCGUCGGGGCGCUCGAGCUCCAUCCGUCUCGCCCGCGGAACGACGUCGAGGCGGAGACGCGACCGGAGCGAGAGAAACGACCUCGACUGCACUUUCUUAAAGUGAAAAUGGUGCAGAUACGGCGACCGAAUAAAUUGCUCUGUAAAAACGCGAGGAAUUACUUCAAGGAAUACUGCAAUAAUUCCAGCAUACACGGGUUCAAAUAUUUCGGCGAGAACAGAUCUUAUUUUGAAAGAAUUUGGUGGUUCGUGGUGUUCGUCAUAACGCUGUGCAUCGCCUUGUACUCCAUAAUGCAGGUGUACCAGAAAUGGAUCAAAAGUCCGGUGAUUGUCACUUUCUCAACCAUGGAAACACCAAUUUACACCAUCCCUUUUCCAUCUGUAACGAUCUGCCCCGAAUCCAAAACCGCCCAGUACUUGUACAGCCACCAGAAGGUCGUCAACGACUUCUUCUUUAACAGGAACGUGUCAGACGAGGACUUAGAAAAUUUACGAUACAUGGGAUUGAUUUGUGAGAGAGAUUUGGCUAUAGAAUACCCCGAUAACGAAUUCAUCACCGACGAAAUAUACUCGAAAUUGGACAGUCUAAGUCCCUCGAUGCCUAUGUUUUACUGCCAAUUCAUGGGCAAAGAUUAUCCUUGCGAUGAAUUAUUUACGAAAGUUUUUACAGAAGAAGGGUUGUGUUAUACGUUCAAUACAGCCGAUAAUUCAGAUAUUUACAGGGAGAACGUAUAUUUCCACUCUUUAUCUAAGGUGAACCACUCUAAAUUGGAAUGGUCGUUAGAGGAGGGUUAUUCAAAAGAUGCAGGUUUAAAAACUUAUCCUAGAAGAGCAUUGCUUUCAGAUAUCACCAAUUCAUUGAUUGUGAAUGUUUUAUUUACGCAUUUGGAUCUAGACAAAACCUGCAAAAAGGGCAAUCAAGGCCUGAAGGUUGCUUUACAUACAGCGACAAGAAUUCCUCGAAUGGCGCAUGAAUAUUUUCGCGUGCCCCUUGAUGAAGUAGUCAUAGCCGGCGUCACUCCAAACAUGAUCAGAACAAACAGCCGCCUCGAGUACUACGACGUCAGUCAACGCCAUUGCUAUUUCUCCUACGAAAAACAUCUAAAAUACUUCAAAAUCUACACUCCCAAAAACUGCAGAAUGGAAUGCGUCGCCAACUACACGCUCUACUAUUGCGGUUGCGUACCGUUUUACAUGCCCAGGGAGAAUUCGACCAACAUCUGCGGCCUGGGCAGCUUCGACUGCGCCCAAUUCGCCGAGCAAAGCUUCCAGUCGAGGAGCCUGCGAAACGAUCUGGGCGAAACGCUCGAAUCGCUCGAUAAUAAAGACUGGCCGCACGAGGGCGAGUUCUUCGCCGGGGAUCUACCGGACUGCGAAUGUUUGCCCUUAUGCUCCGAUUUGACCUACAACGUGGAAACGUCGCAGAGCAAAUGGAAUUGGCUCGAAUCGUUUCCCAAAAGAAACAGCAGCGCCGUACUUAUGAAGAUGUUGGCGGCUAGAAGGUCCAAAUUGAUAUUGUAUAUGAAACCGUCCGAUUUUAUAUUUUCCGAGAGGAACGAAUUGUACGGGCCGUUGGAUUUUCUCGCCAAUUUCGGCGGUUUGCUCGGAUUGUUCACCGGUUUUUCCAUGCUCUCGGUCAUGGAGGCUCUCUAUUUCUUUACCCUGAGGAUGUUUUGCAACGUCAGGAUAUACGGACAUUGGUCCGGAAAGGACCAUUACAGCUUCUCAAAGGAUUAAUUGCAUGUAUUCACACAUAGUUGAUUGUAUAAGGAAGCACAUGAAUUUGUAUUUGUAUAAUUUAUUUGCACUAUUGUAAAAAAAUUAACAAAACAGCUGAUAUACGUGAAUAUGAAUUUAUUUGUAAAAUUCUUCGGCUAUUUUUCAUUUCGAAGUUUCCUCUGCAGAUCUUUCCUCGAGAUUGUUAGGUUUAAUCCACGUACCAUAUAUCCUUAUAUUCCCCCAAAUCCUCAAAGACAGAAAAUAAAGGAUCUCCAAAAAUGAUAGAAUCGAAAAUCCCGUAAAUAAUCCCAGUAGACCGCCGAAGUUCGAAAUUACGUCGGAGAAACCGUAUAUUUCGUUUCUCUCCUUCGUUUCCACGUGGUCGUUCUUGAAAUAAAAGCUCAACGUCGUAAAAGCGUUGCUGUGGGUAACAAACGUUAAUACAAAAUAUUCUCCGCAACUUAAAAACUGUACUAACUUGUCGAAAUCGAUGUCGUCUCUCAGUGUUUUGUUCAAAAUUUCGAAAAUUAUGUUGUUGGUUGAGAGAUCCACGCUGUAGCUCACAUCCGUGCAGGUGGGUUUGCAAUCGCAACUCUGCGAUGCGUAAGUUUCCUCAUCGUUGCUCGAAGUUUUGUCCUCGUUGAAUAUCGAAAAGAUAUCUACAAAACCAAACAACAUAAGAAUCUAGUACUAUAGAACUAAACAACCUCACCUAAAGCUACUUCGAUGCAAUCCAACUUAUCCAAAAAACACACAGGCGUACCGGCUUCCCCUGAAAUCAAAAAAGAAAACCCAACGAAUUUCCAAAACUUUCCUCAAAACUUCCUGCUGCAGUGGAACGUACUGGGCAUGUGGAAAGCGACGCAGCCGCACUCGUUCAACGUGUAGUUCGCCUUGCACUCGAUCAUGCAAUUGGCGUGCGAGUACAAUUUGAAGAACUUCAGCCGCUUUUCGGAUUCGAAGUAGCAAUCGCGCUUGGCCGGCGAGAAGUUCUUCACGCCUUCGGAGGUUCUGAUGGUGUGCGGUACGAUGGCGCUCACCACUCGCUGGCCCAACGGGGCGUAGAAGUGGUUCUCCGGUACCUCCGGUACGUCCGAAGGAAGAUGCACUGAGACCUAGAAUAGGUAGAAUUUGAUGAAGAUGGAAUAAUGAUGGAUUGCAGUGGUGUCGAAAAUAGAUCAAAGUGGAUUUAAAAAAUGGUUCGUUUAAUUUUUUUGCUACUUGGCAAGUAGUUUAUCAUGUUUUCGAAAUUACUAGCGAGCCAAAAAUGUUAGUUACAAUUUAAUGGAAUAUAAGCGACAUUUACAAAUGAACUGUUUAACUCGAAAACAUGUAGUCGAUUAGAUUCAUAUAAAAUCCUUCGGCUAAAAAUGAA